Messenger RNA from Saccostrea cuccullata (small rock oyster), 2206 nucleotides. RefSeq names its product multiple epidermal growth factor-like domains protein 10. Gene Ontology annotation, molecular function: scavenger receptor activity. Lineage: Eukaryota; Metazoa; Mollusca; Bivalvia; Ostreida; Ostreidae. The record is from RefSeq and is a predicted model, not a curated record. Bases 1 to 2064 code for a protein of 687 amino acids. The transcript is spliced from 14 exons.
AUGACGUUAGCUAACAUUAUAAUAUAUUUCAUGGUAUUAAGAAAUGAUGACACUCUUGCUUAUGAAAACAUAGCUUUAAACAAACCCACACGACAAUCACAGCCGUAUUGGAGUAAAACUCAUCCACCUGAUACAUUCGACUCCAGCAAUGCUGUUGAUGGUCUGAAGACAAACCUCUCUGCCUAUGGAGGACAGUGUGUUGUGUCAGCUGAUGGAUACAGAACUGCCACCUGGUGGGUUAACUUGACGUCCAUAAACAGUAUUCACGACAUAAGGAUAUAUUACAGGACGGAAAAUGCACCAUGGAAUGCAUCAAAUGGCUACACAGCUAGAUUUUUAGGUUUUUAUGUCUAUGUAUCAAAUACAACGAGAAGACUCGACGGUCAUCUAUGUUUUCAUGAUACAAACUACUCGAGGGCAACCAUACCGUCAAUUGCCAACAUAACCUGUGCUGUACACGGUCAAUAUGUCAUCUACUACAACAUCAGACCACAGGAUGCUGCACGUGCUGCUGAAUUCAGCCGAAAUGCACACAACGAAUUAUGUGAAAUUGAAGUCUACGGUUGUAGCGAAACAGGAGUCUAUGGAUCUGACUGUUCCCUCCCCUGUCCUGACAACUGUCUUUAUUGUCAAAUAGAGACAGGUGCUUGUCAGGGAUGUAAACCUGGGUACCAGGGGCAUAGGUGUGAAUUACCUUGUAGUCAUCAGUUUUAUGGAGAACUUUGUUCACUGGCAUGUGGUAACUGUAGUGAGGGAAGAACGUGUCACCAUGUGAACGGAAGCUGUACAAACGGAUGUGACGUCGGUGUUUAUGGGGACAAAUGCAAAACACCAUGCCCCGAUGGUUUGCAUGGGCAAAACUGUUCUAAGAUGUGUAUCAACUGUGAUGAAUGUGACAGAUUCUCUGGACAAUGUACAUCUCCCUGCAAUACUGGAUGGAAAGGACUCUUUUGCAAAGAUGCUUGUAGUGCAAACUUUUAUGGAUAUAGCUGCUCUUUGAAAUGCGGUAACUGUACAAAGGGAAUGACCUGUAACCAUGUCAAUGGAAGCUGUACAAACGGAUGUGACGUCGGUGUUUAUGGAGUUAAAUGCCAAACACCAUGUCCCGAUGGUUGGCACGGUCAUAACUGUUCUCAGAUGUGUAACUGUGAUGAAUGUGACCGAUUCUCUGGACAAUGUACAUCUCUCUGUAAACCUGGAUGGAAGGGACUCUUUUGUUUAGAUGAUUGUGAUGGUGGCAGAUAUGGACAGAAUUGUGGACAGAGAUGUGGAGCCUGUCUGGGAUAUAAACAAUGUCAUCACAUCAAUGGGUCUUGUCUUGAAGGCUGUGAUGCUGGGUUUGAAGGGAAUCUUUGUAAAACGGGUUGUUCAUCUGGAAAGUUUGGAAUCAACUGUCAGCAGAUUUGUAAUAAAAACUGUGGUGUACAAUAUCAAUGUAACAGAACAACAGGAGAUUGCGAGGGUGGAUGUCAACCAGGCUGGGAGGGAUUUCGAUGUGAACAAGUGUGUAAGCAAAAUAAGUACGGUGAAAACUGCUCUCAAUCAUGUGGAUUCUGUCAGAACUCAAACUGCCAUCAUGUUAAUGGUUCUUGUCCAGGAAAAUGCUUGGAUGGAUAUCAAGGAACUACUUGCAAUGAAAUAUGUGAGGCAGGAUUGUAUGGGGGAAAUUGCAAGAAAGAAUGUAGCCUCUUCUGCAAGUCAUCGCGUGACUGCAACCACGUGACUGGACAUUGUAAUGAAGGGUGUGUUAGUGGAUGGCAGGGUCCUGUGUGUUUGCAAGUUGCAGCGAAAACGGAUGAUACUGUUAGCGUUUCAAAAUUUAAUGGCGUUCUUGCCGCUCUAUGUGUCUGCCUUAUACUACUCGGAAUUUCAAUUGCUUAUAUAUUUAUUUAUAGAUGGAACAUGAAAGGGAAGCUGAAGAAAAUGACGUAUAAGGAACAUAAAGAGCUUAAUGAAUCAACAUUUAACAUGGACAUUAUCUCUAGUAAAAUUGACGAAGAUGACAAGAACGGGUAUCAGGAGCUGGGCGAAGUGGCGCUACCAUCAGAUUAUGAUCGACUUUGAAAUUUUGCAUUUCAUACUCAUACAAUAUUUUCCAAACUUAUAUAAAAAAGUCUUUGAACACAUAAUUACAUGUACUGUACAUAUCUGUAGCUAUUAUGCAAAAACAUAUUUUGGUAUAGAUUUAGGCUUAUAUCUUGAAUGU